Messenger RNA from Paraglomus brasilianum, 900 nucleotides. The record is from the annotation of a GenBank genome assembly. Lineage: Eukaryota; Fungi; Glomeromycota; Glomeromycetes; Paraglomerales; Paraglomeraceae.
GAUCCCAACAAAACGGUUCCGUCACCAGCAAAUUCAUCCAUGUCGAAUGUCUCGUCAGGUUCCAUCUUGCCUCCGGCUCCAUUUCCAACACCGGCUCCGCGACCGCCUUCUCUCGUAACCAGCACAACCCUGGAGAUACUAGCGGCCGCCUCAGCCUCCUCUUACGAAAACUUCUGUGAGCUAGUUCAGAAACGUCUGACCACGUUUAAUUAUUUGAAGAAGGCGCACGAAGGAAAGAUUCAUUGGUUUAGUACAAUAUGUUUGACUAAGAAGGACUUGGCAAGCCAAUAUGAUAAUGCAAAGAUGAAGAAACGGACACAUAACUUCUUCAUUCUUGGUGUUUCGUUAGCACCAAUACUUGACAUUACUAACCCACAGGACUAUGUAAAAGCGCUCAAUACUCUAUUACAAGAGUUUGAAUACUAUUCAAACGAACAUUCAAAGGCAAAGAUGAAAAUGUUCUUCAGAAAAUCUAAAGUCAAACAGGAUGAUGAUACUUCUUUCCAAGAGAGUGGAGAAUUUACUUAUCUAUAUGUGCCAAACAUUUCAUUUGAUUUGGACUAUUUUCAGGCAUUCUAUACACUUUGCGAUAUGUUAGUAGAGGUUUAUAAUAAAUUGUUAACAGGAACUAGUGAUAUCUGGAUUCAACCUUUUACAGAUAGUGUCUUGAAGAUCGAUGGAAAAUUCAAGGUUUGGAGCAAAAUAAUCUCGUCAAUAACGAAAGAGCUUGAUGGUCUAGCACGAAAUCUCAUCAAAAACGAACUGCAGUCCACCGAUCCCAUGAUAAUUAUGUCGGGCCUUGUAACUGUUCCUUCAAGAGGGUCUAUUAGUGCUCAAGGAAGUACGAGUAGCAUGAUCUCAAGUGAUAGCAAUCCGAACAGUGUAAGCGGGGUAUACUGA